Juglans microcarpa x Juglans regia is the source of this 657-nucleotide messenger RNA. RefSeq lists its product as uncharacterized. The coding region runs from base 1 to 657 and encodes 218 amino acids. Lineage: Eukaryota; Viridiplantae; Streptophyta; Magnoliopsida; Fagales; Juglandaceae. The transcript is spliced from 2 exons. The record is from RefSeq and is a predicted model, not a curated record. Gene Ontology annotation, molecular function: nucleic acid binding; RNA-DNA hybrid ribonuclease activity.
AUGAAGGAAGCUCUCUGUGAAUGGUGUACAUAUGAGGAUGAAGAUGUGGGACAUGCAAUAUGCUAUUGCCCCUUUGUUCGACAGUCUUGGAAGCACUACUUUCCUGAUUUACUGACAGAUGAUGUUAAGUUGGAUAUUAUGCAAAUAGUUUUAAAGGUGCUAAGUCAAGGUAAACAUGAAGAUCUUGAUCAGUUUUUUCUUAUUGCUUGGAAUUUGUGGAAUAAAAGAAAUCAGAAGAUUUUUGUGAAUAAAGUCUUGACAACAAACCAAGUAAUUGAGCAUGCUUUGAGUUUGGCUAAGGAUCACAAGGAAGCUAGAGUUCAUAAACAAACCAGAAAACUUUCAAGUUGCUAUUGGCAAGCUCCUUCUCAAAAUGCAUUGAAGUUAAAUGUAGAUGAGGCUAUUUUUGCAACUCUAAAUCGUUCAGGAGUGGGUUUUAUCUUAAGGAGUAGUUCCUCUAAAGUGAUCAUGGCUGCAAGUAUGAAGGAAAAUGGAGCGAAUGACUCAAUGGAAAUUGAGCUUCUUGCUAUAUUGAGAGGGCUACAAAUCUGCAUUCCCAUGGGUAUUGAUGAACUGAUUAUUGAAAGUGAUUUAUUACUUAUAGUCAAUGAAUUGAUUGGGGCAGGUGAACCACGGGUAAUCUGGUUUAUGAGGUGA